AUGUUCGGCUCGCGCGCGACCGAGGGGAGGCCGCUACGAGUGGAUUUCGGGAGGAUGAGAGAGAAGCUCGUGCAGAGACAGCGCGGGGUGACUACGUCCAACCCGGUAGCGACAGGUCAGCGCCCCAGGCAGGACCGGCCAGCUCGUGAUCGGAAGGCUCGGGAAGAGGGUCCAAGGCCGCCCCAAGAGCAGGAGGCGCCGCCGGGCAGGGAGCUCGGGCGCUCGGAGCUGGCGUCCAAGCGCGAGGCUGACACAAGCACUCCGAAACCGCCAUCCCAGAAUCAGGGCCCGCAUUCAGAGGAGCAUGCGCCCGAAAAGCCGGGGGAGCCUGAUCAGGCUCCUGAGGCAUCCGGCCAGUCAGGUGCUCAGAGCCCCGAGGAGGGUGAGACCGGAUCUUCGGAGAGCAGCUCGGACGACUGCAACUCGCAGGCCGACUUCAGCGGAUCCGAGGAGAAUUUCGCCGUGGCCGUGGCCGAGGAGGCGCAGACAGAGCAACCUGCGAAAGCAGAUAAAGCAAGCGGGCCGGACUCGAAUCUCAAGGACGGCAAGACGGAUUCCGUCAUGGAGCCGGUGGAAGGCCGGAAUGGGUCGCAGAGCGACGCUUCCCGGACCGUCCGAACCAUCCCCGUCCCAAAGCACCUCUGCAAGCAGCUCCCAGGUCUUUGUGCCGCAUCCCACACCAAGUUCGAUAUCCAGGACAAGACGGCGCCCUUUGCUCGGGUCACUGUGUCCGGGAGCGAGAAGGCGGUCGAGACUGUCUUGGCCAAGAUCCGUGUCUUUGGACACAGGAGCCACGAUACCGUGGAACUCUGCGUCGCAAAGAAUGCGCAGGGUCAGCUGCACGGCUGGACGCAGGAAACGAUCGGUCGGGCGACGCAGGCUUCUGCGACCUUCUCGCACGACAAGGACAACCUCCGCGUGGCGCUCAAGGGAGCUCCAGCUGCCGUGGACAAGGCAUGGCUCUUGGUGGUCAAGGCUGCACUGGGCAAAGCCUGGUACUCAGUCGCAGCUCUCAUGUCUUGGUGUUUCUCGCGGCGCUGCGACAUGUUGCCAGGCACAGAAAAGUCUCGGCGAUUCAUAGAGCCUCACGCUCCUCCUCUCUGCGCGACACUGGACUGGAAUGCAGACUUUGGCCUCUUGUCCAGAGAGCGCAAAAUGGAGCACCACGUCGCGGCUAAGGAGCUCCGGCGACCAGAAAACCCCUGCGAAGUGUCGUUUUCAGAGGUCCAAGGCCCUCGCUCCACGUGGAAGAAAAAGGGGGAUAUGGGAUAUGGGAGCUGCAUCUCACGGCCGAGCCAUGCACGCAGCACGAUUCACGAUUCACAUGAGCAGCUUUUGACAUCCCGCGCUCGCCCCGCGCUCGCCUGCUGCCCUGUGAAAGGCAUGAAGGCCCGUUGCCGGAAAGUGGAGCACCGGGACACCAAUCACCAGGUCCGGCAGUCCUGGGCAUGGAUGGCCCUUAAAGAUGACGGCAUCGCUAUGCUCCCUGCUCCAAAGGGUAGCACCGUCGACUUCCCACAGGUGAUUUUCAGCGCAAGGACGGCGCCAAAGUGGAAAAUCACACUUUCAGAUGCCGGCACCCAGCUUGAAAUCCUUCGGCUGGAGUUCAGCGCCCACUACGCAGAAGUAGAGGCUGCAACUCAAGUGGCUAGCUUACUGCCUGUUCAGAGCUUUGUACAUGUCGAUCCCGCGAUAGCUCUCUUCGGUCACUCUCGCAUUCGCAGCCUUUCCGUGUUGGACUUUGCAGACUUCGACUCGUCUCCGUCUGUUCGAACUGCUGCCUGCCUGGACUUCAGGCCUUCGGUCUUCGGGAGGUCGCACUGUGGGUCGGCCAUGUCGGCAUUAGACUUUCUGUGCUCGGGUCCCGUGCUGCUGCAAUUCGGCCGACAGCGCUUGGGCUCCUCCUUGCUCGCUCCGGACUUCGCCCAACUGGAUACUCCUCUGACGAGAUUGGGUUCAACGCUUGUCGUAUUGGACUACGCCCAGUCAGAAGCUUCCGCCACGUUGAGGGGCUUCGCUCGCACGGGUGUCCCAGUGUUUGCCUCGCAUUCCGCUUACACCGGGGCAUUCUCUUCACUUCGGAGCCGCGGUCAUCUGGGCUUCACCUCUUCUGUAAUGCUCAUGUCCCGCUUUGGCUUGAGCAUUCCUGCACCGGACAGCUGCCAUUCGGGAUCCUUCUCAUUGGUUCGGGCACCCGUCCGGAUGGAAUUCUUCUUGCUAGUGCUGCCUUCCGGACACGCUGGUUUUUCGUCGUUGCUGCACGGCUUCACCAGAGUCGGAGCCUUCCCAUUCCUCGUGGGACUUGGAUCCCUGGGCUUCUCCAUGGCUGUUUUGGACCUCAGCCUCUUUGGCUCCCCUUCGCUGCUUCGGAGCUCCGCUCGGAUGGGUUCAGCACUCUUGGCCCCAGCCUUCGCCAGGCCCGAGCCCUCUUCAGCUUUGCGGUCCUUCGCACGCGCGGCUGCGCUGCUGCUGGCUUGUGGGAAAGUCCGCCUCGGAUCUGGCCCCUUUGCAUUGGACUUCUUGCUUCUGGGAUUCCUGCUGUUGUCACGUGGCUUGGCACACCUGGACUUGCAUGUGCUGGCCCUCGGAUUUUCUCACCUUGGCGUGGCGACAUUGCUGCAGCAGCUCGGCAAGACUGGCACGUCUGCUUCCGCUUUUGCUCGUGGAAGGAUCGCGCCUGCGCCAUCGGUCUUGGAUCCCGUCCAUAUUGAGCCGUUGUCGGCCCUACAGCAGCUCGCUUGCCUGGGUCUGCCACUCCUGGUGUCUGGAUUUAUGCACCUAGGUAGCCCGCUCUUGCUGCGGAAUGUGGGUCGCUUUGGACUUUCGGUGGUGGUGGCCGGCUCUGUGCGCCUGGGUGUAAGUCUGUCUAUUCUGGAUGUGGGACUUUUGGGCUUUACCGUCUUCGCCCGGUGUGCAGGCAGGCCAGAAGCUGCUUUGUCUACUCACGAUUAUGCUUGCUUUGGUUCUUUGCCCCUGGUGCAAAGUCUGGUCUGUUUGGAUUUUCUUCUGAUUGUUGCGGAUGUGACAAAUUCGGGCAGUUCCCCGGCCAUAAGGAGUCUCGGGUGUCUUGGCCCAACUGCUUCGGCAUCAGGCUUGGCCUGUGCAGGUCUUGUGUCCCCUUUGUCCGCUUCAGAAAGUUCUGUGCUCGAUUCGUCAGUGCCGCUUCGAUCGCCUGCAAAGCUUGGCACAGCCAUGGCCGCCUCGGACCUGGCGCAAGUCGGCAUUUCGAUGUUCCUGCGGAUGCUUUGCCAUCUGGGAGCGUUUCCUUCUGCCAUGGGCUCGAGUCGCCUCGGGCCUGCUUUCUCACCGCCGGUGAUCGACAUUGUUCACAUGGCAAGUCCACCGCUGCCUCAAAGUUCUGCAUAG
This is a messenger RNA of Symbiodinium necroappetens, 3366 nucleotides long. The record is from the annotation of a GenBank genome assembly. NCBI's taxonomy places the organism in Eukaryota, Dinophyceae, Suessiales, Symbiodiniaceae.